CAAUAUGAUACUAAAGUCAUCUAAAAGUGGAGUAUAGUGGGCUAGAUCAGGCUAGAUCGUCACUGAUCAUCAUCAGCGUAAUUCAGCGUACUUCUCUCUCUGAUGUUAGCGUUUUAUUACGAAGUUACCUCGUAUCGUUCAUAAGAAAAUUGUAAAGCUUUUUCAGUGUGUAACAAUUAAAAGGUUAGACGGGCGAUCGCCUCGCAUCGGGAAAGGGCACGGUUGAUCUCGAGCGGAGAUUCUUAAGCACGAGUCAUCAGCACGAAGGACACUAACGAGGGACACAUGUAAAAUCUUGAAAUUUAUUCAUUACCUUUACUCGACGUUUCUCCGAAUGAUCGUCACUGCCUCGGGCGUUUCACAGUGCGAAUCGUAACAUCGCUUGUAAUUAUAAAGCGCCAACGUAGCAAUAAUUCUCUGAUGCGUUUGACGUGAAAUUAAAUGUAAGAUUUAUGCGAAAGUAAAUAUAUAUAUAUCCAUAGAUAAUAUUCGGAAAAGUUUUGUUACACCGAAGAUCCGAGUAAUUCAAGAUGUUGGGAAAAAUUGCAGAGGUGUCUUAUUUAAAACACCUAAUUCAGCAGUUCCCCCAAAAUAUGAAAUUUUGCUUCGCUUAUGGAUCAGUACAGGCCUAAAUCAUGACAACAAUGGACUCGGAUUCGGCGAGCCAAGAUAGCGAUGAUGGACGGCGGUUUCGUUUCGAGACUACACGUAAGGACUCGGUUGCAUCAAUAGACACGAUGGAAUCGUUGAGAAAGGAAUCCAAGCAUAAAUCCCAAUGCGAAAACAGUAAGCACUAUCGGGAGAAAAAAGAACGAUCGAAAAACGAGAGCGGUAGAAAAAUGGACCAUAAGGAUUUCGGACAUUCCGUGAAACAUUCGAAACACGAAUCGAGGAGCUCGAAACAAGAAAAUAGCAGGGAUGCAUCCACUGAAUCUGCCUCAAACGAUAGAGAUUCGAAGAAUUUCAGUGGCGAUGAUACAUGGGAAAGAUCGCGAGAUUCAAAAUGGCAAACUGGCAGAAAUCGAAGCCAGUCGCAACGAUCGCGAGAACGUUCAUACGACAGGAAUCAUCACGACGAUAGACAUAGAAGUCGGUGUCACGAAAGGUACAAACAUCGUUCUCGCGAUGGAAGUCGGGACAGGUCUCAUCAGUCAAGCAGAAUCAAGUCUUCGAACAGUGAUCACUGGUCUCGAGACGAUCAUGGAUCAAGGAGACACGAUUCGUUGAAGAAGACAUCGGUAAAAGAGAACAGGUCGCAAAAUUUCAAAGAUCAUUUCUCGCCGAAGAAUGUCGAGCAAACGCGCAGCUAUAACAAUGCCCAUUCGAGCAUUAAUCUUGAAAGGAAUCCAUCAGUAAAGAGAGACAUACAGGACUCGAAUUUGUCGCAGUUUGACGUCUUCGAGACUGACGAAAAUGCGUCUGGUAAUCGGAAUUCCAGGAGUCCAACAUUAUCCUUACGCUCGCGUAACACCAAGUUAAAACUUAAAAGGCACGAUUCGAAAACUGAAGUCGGAAACUCGACAAAACGAACGAGAGAGGACGAUGACGAAACAAGUAAGAUGGAACAACGGGAAGAAUUGAACGAGGUAAAACGAAGGAAUGACACAAGAUCUGGUUCGAAUAAUAAUAUUCCUAGUACCAUUUCAGAUUCCUCAUUGAACGCUGCAUUAUCCGCGACACUUCCGAUAACAAAAGAAAUUUGGAAGGAGAAUUUGGAGGGAGAAAAUUCCGGAUACUGCGAGCAGGAGAAAACGAUUGCUUACACUAAUACUAGCAAAUGUCCGAGUUUGGAAGAAAGAUACCCGCGAUGUCUUAACGUUUCCUCCGAUGAUACGCAGUUGUUAGAAAAAGACGCAAAACGAAUGGUAUAUGGUCCACUUUUGCCACCAGGAUUUCUGCCCGACACUUUCGACAGUGAUAAGUUUGAAGAGAUAUCAACUGUUCACGAUGAAAACAUUGACGAAAAUGACAAAAGCGAUUUGAUCGGACCUCGCUUGUCACCUCGAUUAAAUGAAGAGGAAGAAAGCAAUAUUGCGAAAACCAUCGCUACAUCUACAGCGAAAGGAAACGUCACUUUUGGACCAGCAUUACCGCCACAUUUGUUACAGCAACAAUGUAGAGAUAACUCUCAAAAUGAGAUUAUCGGACCUGUACUGCCGACUACUGCAAAAUUAUGUGAAAAAGAUUCGGGUGCGUCUUCGGAAUCUGACAAUGAUUGUGCAAUAGGUCCGUUGCCUAUGGAUCAUCCAGCUUUAAGAAACAACCGUGUGUACGAACAAUUAAAUUUGAGAGCACAAAAAAUUAGGGACGAAAGAUGUUUGGAAACGAUUGAUGUGAAAAAUCAACGUGAAGAAUGGAUGACCGAUUUACCACCAGUUCAAGCUGCUAAUCUCGGAUUAGGCCCGCGCAAGUUCAAGCUUCGAGAUGGUCCAGAUAUUUCGGACAGAUCGUGUUGGACCGAUACCCCUGCACAAAAGGCUCAAAAGCAAAAAAGCUUGGAGGCGAAAGUAUACAAUAACGCGAUAGAAUCAGAUACAAAAUACAACGUGAAAGACUCUCUCAAAGAAAGCACAAGGCAGCACAAAGGCAAAGAACGCGAAAAAUCAUUGUUAGAGAUGCACCAAAAAAAAGUUGCGAAAAGAAAAAAGAAUGAAGAAGAAGAGGCGAAGCGAACUGGAAUAUCGACAAGAAGGCCAUUCGAUAGAAACACUGAUCUGCAAAUUCGCUUCGAUCAAGCGCAAAAGAAGACUGUUUUGCUAAAAGCACGGUUGCUCGAUGAUAGAUUCUCGCGCGGACAAAUUUAAUAUUCGAAGAGCGGCAUGAAUAGUAAUAGAAAUGCGAUAACUGUAAAUAAUAUGAAAUUAAAUUUGAUAUCAAGUAUAAUUGUUACAGAUUAGUGCCUUGAAUUAGGAAAAUGUUUACUAUCUCUGUCGAUUAAUAAUAAUUUAAACAUUUAUUUAGCUAUUAGUUUAGCUUUAUAAUUCGUACUUUUCUAUUGUGAUAUUUCAUACAUAAUAUUUAUAAUUGCAGACAAUAUUGAACAGAAAUUGAUUGUUUUGAAAUGUCAUUUUAAUUAUAAUUCUCGUAAAAGAUUUGCAAUGUUCCAUGCGUGCAAUCUAUUGGAAAGAAAAUGCAUCACAUCGAUCAAAGUUGUUACUGUCAACUUGACUAAUUAAUUUCAUAUUAUUAUGACGUGUUAUAAAACAAAUGUAUAAUAUAUUUCAGACAAAGCUUUUGCAAUUAUUACUUUCCCUCCAAUAUUUAUCAUAUUUAUAACACUACGAUAAUAUAUAAGGUACAAAUGAACAGUGAUAUUAUAAAUGUAUAAAAAUAUACGUAUCUAUCA
Molecule: messenger RNA, 3346 nt
Organism: Ooceraea biroi (clonal raider ant)
Lineage: Eukaryota; Metazoa; Arthropoda; Insecta; Hymenoptera; Formicidae
Source: RefSeq, a predicted model, not a curated record